Messenger RNA from Cylindrotheca closterium, 768 nucleotides. NCBI's taxonomy places the organism in Eukaryota, Bacillariophyta, Bacillariophyceae, Bacillariales, Bacillariaceae. The record is from the annotation of a GenBank genome assembly.
AUGAAGACCGCUGUCCUUGCCUCUCUUGUUGCCACCGCUGCAGCCUUUGCCCCUUCCUCCAACCAAGCCGCACGAGGAUCAGUAGCUGUCCAAGAGUCCAAGGCAGACCUUGAGGCCAUGGCUAAGAAGCUUAACCCUGUUCUUGGCUUCUGGGAUCCUUUGAACCUUGCGGAGGCUGAAUUCUGGGGAGCAAGCAACGAAGCCACCAUCGGUUUCUUGCGUCAUGCCGAGAUCAAGCACGGACGCGUUGCUAUGUUCGCCUUUGUUGGAUACAUUGUCCAUGCCAACGGAGUGAAGUUCCCAUGGGCCAUGCAAAUGGACGGAACUCCCUUCCCAACUGGGACCAACCCACCUGCUCUUUGGGAUGCAGUCAGCGAAGAUGCCAAGUGGCAAAUCUUCUCGUUGAUCGCUUUCCUUGAAUUCUGGAGCGAACUUUCCACCCCUGACCACAAACAUUACAUGGCUGGAGGAAAGCCAGGUGACUUCCCUGACUUCAAGAGUGGUCCCGAUGGACUCCCACACCCUGUCCCAUUCAACUUAUACGAUCCAUUUAAGUUAAGCAAAAAUAUGAGCGAGGAAAAGAAAGAGAGACGUCUUCUAGCCGAACUCAACAACGGACGAUUGGCACAGUUGGGAAUUUUCGGUUUCUUGUGCGAACAAACCAUCCCAGGAUCUGUCCCUAUUCUUAGUGGAGUCGUCCCGCCUUACUCUGGAGAGGUUAUGGCACCAUUUACAACCAAUUACCUUGGACAACCCUUCGGAAUGUAA